UUUGGACAGACAGUCGUGUGCUAGCGACCAAUCGUGAAGGUAGUAAUUUCCUUCUCCAGUACGGUUGUGUUCCAUAGGGAUAGCAAAAGACACGUGGAAAGUUUGCAAACUUCAGAAAAAUCGUAUUUAAGUGCAUUUUGUUUACAUCACACAGAGACAAAUAUUUUUCAUAAACCUCCAAAAUGACGUCGUCAAACUGCUAUUUGGUACUAGAAGACAACACCGUAUUGCCGGGUCAGGCAUUUGGUGCCAAAGCACCCGUCGAUGGUGAGGUGGUCUUUCAAACUGGUAUGGUCGGCUAUCCCGAAUCGAUGACUGAUCGUUCAUAUCGUGCACAAAUACUAGUACUCACCUAUCCACUAAUCGGUAACUACGGCGUGCCAGAUGAGAAAGAGCUCGACGAGCAUGGCUUGCCGGUUAAUUUUGAAUGGUUCGAAGGUAUUACACUGGCUGCGCUGGUGGUGGGCGAAGUGUGUGAGUCACCCUCACAUUGGCGUGCCAAACAGACGCUGUCACAGUGGAUGGAGGGACACGGUGUACCAGGCAUUAGUGGCAUUGAUACACGAGCACUGACGAAAAAAAUACGCGAAAAUGGUUCCAUAUUGGGACGUAUCGUGUACGAGAAACCUACGAAUUUGGCUGGUCUAACAUUCGCUGAUCCAAACUUGCGUAAUUUGGUAGCCGAGUGUUCGGUCAAGGAGCCACGCGUCUUUAACGCCAGCGGUUCGCCACGCAUUUGUGCGAUCGAUUGUGGUUUGAAGCUGAAUCAGAUUAAGUGCUUUGUGUCGCGUGGUGCGCGUGUCGAUUUGGUGCCUUGGAAUUAUGCGCUGAAAGAGGAGGAGUUUGAUGGACUUUUCAUUAGUAACGGUCCAGGUGAUCCGGUUGUGUGUAAGGAUACAGUUACGCAGAUACAAAGGGUAUUGAAAAAUGGCAAGAAACCGAUCUUUGGCAUUUGUUUGGGUCAUCAAUUGCUCGCCACUGCUAUUGGUUGUAAGACAUACAAAAUGAAAUAUGGCAAUCGUGGACACAAUCUGCCAUGUGUACAUAACGGCACUGGACGGUGUUUCAUGACCUCACAGAAUCAUGGUUUCGCGGUGGAUAGCAACACAUUGCCAGCUGAGUGGGAGCCACUCUUCACAAACGCCAACGACAACACCAAUGAAGGUAUCAUCCACACAAGCAAACCAUACUUCUCGGUACAAUUCCAUCCUGAGCAUACAGCUGGCCCUGAAGAUUUAGAACUGCUCUUCGACAUUUUCCUCGAUGCUGUCAAGCAAAACAGCGGUGACGUGAGCUUACGGCAGAAUUUAAUCAAUCGCCUUAAAUACACCCCACAGCUCGAUACCAUUCCCGAAAAGCGUCCACGUAAAGUCCUCAUUUUGGGUUCCGGUGGUCUGUCGAUAGGACAAGCCGGCGAAUUCGACUAUUCCGGCGCACAAGCGAUCAAAGCAAUGAAAGAGGAGAAAAUACAAACGGUGCUGAUAAAUCCCAACAUUGCCACCGUACAAACAUCAAAAGGUCUGGCCGACAAGUGCUAUUUCCUGCCAUUGACGCCAGAGUAUGUGGAGCAAGUUAUACAAGCGGAGCGUCCAAAUGGCGUACUACUCACGUUCGGCGGUCAAACUGCGCUCAAUUGUGGCAUCGAACUGAAUCGUGCUGGUGUUUUCGAGAAAUAUAAUGUGCAAAUCUUAGGCACACCCAUACAGUCGAUUAUCGAGACUGAGGAUCGUAAAAUAUUCGCAGACCGCGUGGCUGAGAUUGGCGAGUGUGUUGCACCUUCGGAAGCUGUCUACUCAGUGGAGGAAGCAUUGGCGGCCGCCAAUCGUUUGGGUUAUCCAGUGAUGGCGCGCGCUGCAUUCUCAUUGGGUGGUUUAGGUUCUGGUUUCGCAGACAAUGAACGCGAACUCGAGACACUCGCACAUCAGGCAUUGGCAUACUCAAGCCAGCUGAUUAUUGACAAAUCACUCAAGGGUUGGAAGGAGGUGGAAUACGAGGUUGUGCGUGACGCCUUCGAUAACUGCAUAACGGUUUGUAAUAUGGAAAAUCUCGAUCCUUUGGGCAUACAUACAGGCGAGAGUAUUGUGGUGGCGCCAUCGCAGACGCUCUCCAACAAGGAGUACAACAUGUUGCGCAGCACUGCGUUGAAGGUAAUCCGUCACUUCGGUGUAGUCGGCGAAUGCAACAUACAGUAUGCACUCAAUCCACACUCAGAGGAAUACUACAUUAUCGAGGUGAAUGCGCGUCUUUCACGCAGCUCCGCUUUGGCUAGCAAAGCUACAGGCUAUCCAUUGGCAUAUGUCGCCGCCAAGUUAGCGCUAGGCGUGUCGCUACCAUCGAUUAAGAAUUCUGUAACUGGUGUGACCACAGCGUGCUUUGAACCCAGUUUGGAUUAUUGUGUGGUCAAGAUACCGCGUUGGGAUUUGGCGAAAUUCACACGCGUCUGCAAAAAUAUCGGUAGCUCAAUGAAGAGUGUAGGCGAGGUUAUGGCAAUUGGACGCAACUUUGAGGAGGCAUUCCAGAAAGCUUUACGUAUGGUGGAUGGCGGUGUAAAUGGUUUUGAUCCCGAUCAACAUCCAUUGCGCCAGGAGGAACUAACUGAACCGACAGACAAGCGUCCAUUUGUGCUUGCCGCGGCACUGAAAGCCAACUAUGGUGUUGAGGAAUUACAUCAGCUCACCAAGAUUGACAGAUGGUUCUUAAACAAGAUGAAGCACAUUAUAGAGUUUCACAAUAACUUGGAAGAGAUUGGUAAUACACUUUCGGGCGCACAAAUCAUACAAGCUAAACAGAUUGGUUUUUCGGAUAAACAAAUCGCAGCGGCUAUUAAAAGCACCGAAUUGGCGGUACGUAAGCAACGCCAAGAGCUCGGCAUCAAACCGUUUGUCAAACAAAUAGAUACUGUAGCUGGUGAAUGGCCAGCGGCUACCAAUUACCUCUACCUCACCUAUAAUGCUAACGAACACGAUUUAGAGUUCCCAGGCGGUUUUACGAUUGUAGUGGGUUCGGGUGUCUAUCGCAUUGGCUCAUCGGUGGAGUUCGAUUGGUGUGCCGUUGGAUGUUUGCGUGAAUUGCGUAAUCUCGGCAAACCGACAAUUAUGAUCAACUAUAAUCCGGAGACUGUGUCGACCGAUUAUGAUAUGUGCGAUCGUCUAUACUUUGAGGAGAUUUCAUUCGAAGUUGUCAUGGAUGUUUACGAAAUGGAAAAUUCAGAUGGUAUUAUACUCUCGAUGGGUGGGCAAUUGCCAAACAACAUUGCCAUGGAUCUGCAUCGCCAACAAGCCAAAGUGCUCGGCACAUCACCCGAAUCCAUCGAUAGCGCUGAGAAUCGCUUCAAGUUCUCACGCAUGUUGGACCGUAAAGGCAUAUUGCAACCACGUUGGAAAGAGUUGACGAACUUGAAGAGCGCCAUUGACUUUUGUGAAGAAGUUGGCUAUCCAUGUCUCGUGCGUCCAUCCUACGUGCUUUCCGGCGCCGCCAUGAAUGUGGCAUAUUCCAAUCAAGAUCUGGAGACCUACUUGAAUGCUGCAUCACUCGUAAGCAAAGAGCAUCCUGUGGUCAUAUCGAAAUUCUUGACAGAGGCUAAAGAAAUCGAUGUGGACGCCGUGGCUGCGGAUGGUGAAAUUUUGUGUAUGGCCGUUUCAGAGCAUGUGGAGAAUGCUGGAGUACAUUCGGGUGACGCCACUUUGGUAACACCACCACAAGAUUUAAAUCACGAAACCUUAGAAACAAUCAAGCGUAUUACACGCGAUUUGGCCGCACUGCUCGAUGUCACCGGUCCAUUCAACAUGCAGUUGAUUGCCAAAAAUAAUGAGCUCAAAGUGAUUGAGUGCAAUGUGCGGGUCUCACGUUCAUUCCCCUUCGUAUCGAAGACAUUGGAUCAUGAUUUUGUAGCAACUGCAACGCGUGCCAUUAUUGGCAUAGAAGUGGAACCGGUGGAGGUGUUGCAUGGCGUUGGUAAAGUCGGUGUGAAAGUGCCGCAAUUCAGUUUUUCACGUUUGGCCGGUGCCGAUGUGCAGUUGGGUGUGGAAAUGGCUUCGACCGGUGAAGUGGCUUGCUUUGGUGACAAUCGCUAUGAGGCCUACUUGAAGGCUAUGAUGUCCACCGGUUUCCAGAUACCGAAGAAGGCCAUUCUACUCUCGAUUGGCAGUUUUAAGAACAAAAUGGAACUAUUGUCUUCGAUCAGAGACUUGGCAAAGAUGGGCUACAAACUGUAUGCCUCCAUGGGUACUGGUGAUUUCUAUGCAGAACAUGGCGUUGAUGUGGAAUCCGUUCAGUGGACUUUCGAUAAGCAAUCACCGGAAGAUCCCAACGGCGAGCUGCGUCACUUGGCUGAGUUCUUAGCGAAUAAACAAUUUGAUAUGGUUAUAAAUUUGCCGAUGCGGGGAGGAGGCGCAAGAAGAGUGUCCUCCUUCAUGACACACGGCUAUCGUACACGUCGUCUCGCUGUCGACUACUCCAUUCCACUGGUGACUGAUGUUAAGUGUACCAAACUUUUGGUUGAAUCCAUGCGCAUCACGGGCCGUCGUCCAGCAAUGAAGACACAUACCGACUGCAUGACUUCGCGGCGCAUUGUUAAACUGCCUGGUUUCAUUGAUGUGCACGUCCAUUUGCGAGAACCUGGCGCCACACACAAGGAAGAUUUCGCCACUGGUACUGCAGCCGCGUUGGCUGGUGGUGUCACAUUAAUUUGCGCUAUGCCCAAUACAAAUCCAUCAAUUGUGGAUCGUAAUAGCUUCCAGGUCUUCCAAGACUUAGCAAAGGCCGGUGCUCGCUGCGACUAUGCGCUUUAUGUUGGCGCUUCCGACACAAACUGGCAACACAUUGGUGAAUUGGCCUCACAGGCUUGCGGUUUGAAGAUGUAUCUGAAUGACACGUUUAGCACGUUGAAAAUGACCGAUAUGACUGUGUGGGAGAAACACAUGCAAAACUGGCCGAAACGUGCACCGAUUGUGUGCCAUGCCGAGCGUCAAACUAUGGGCUCCGUUAUACUAAUGGCUCACUUACUGGAUCGUCCUGUGCACAUUUGUCACAUUGCGCGUAAGGAGGAGAUUAUGCUAAUACGCGCUGCAAAGGAAAAGGGCAUACGCGUGACCUGCGAAGUUUGUCCACAUCACUUAUUCCUCUCCACAGAUGACAUACCCGCUAUUGGUGAUGGGCGUGCAGAGGUGCGUCCUGUUUUAUGCACACCAGAGGAUCAGCAAGCGCUGUGGGACAAUAUGAACUUUAUCGAUGUCUUUGCCACGGAUCAUGCGCCGCAUACGUGGGAGGAGAAGAACUCUGAGAAGCCACCACCAGGUUUCCCCGGUUUGGAAACCAUACUACCACUUUUGCUCAAAGCUGUGGACGACGGUCGCCUAACAUUGGAGGACAUACAGAAUAAAUUCUAUCGCAAUCCGAAACGCAUCUUCAGUCUACCCGAACAGCCCAACACCUACAUCGAGGUCGACUUGGAUGAGGAAUGGACGAUAAAUAGAGAAGAAAUGCAUUCGAAGGCGAAAUGGACACCGUUUGAGGGUAUGAAAGUGAAGGGUAAAGUGCAUCGCGUUGUCUUGCGCGGUGAAGUCGCUUUCGUUGAUGGUGAGGUACUCGUACAACCCGGUUUCGGUCAAAAUAUACGCGGUCAAUAUGGACGCAAAUCGCUGAUGCAACAAUCCAUGGAAUCGCUGGAUAUUUAUGCCUCCACUGACGCGCUCGACAAGCCGCAAGAUCGUAGUACCGAUUUUCUUUCCGAUUCACAGGCCAACGAAGCAUUCGCUAAGCUACUGGCCGAACCACCAACGAAAGUGCACUUUGCCGGUGACCCCAGUUUGUUGCGUCCCAUCUCUCCAUUGCCACGCAUACGUUGCGACUCAGCCAGCAAUGCGACGUUGCGUGAGCUGCUGCCCAAAAGCCAUCCCACCGCAGCGCCAAUCAGUCCCGUGGUACACAGUUUGCUCAACAAACACAUACUCUCCGUCGACAUGUUCAGCAAGGAGCAUUUGAAUGAAAUCUUCAAUUUGGCGCAAAUAUUGAAGAGCCGUGUCUCUAAAGAUCGUCCGCUGGAUGACAUUUUGCGUGGCAAGAUUAUGGCUUCCAUUUUCUAUGAGGUGAGCACAAGAACCAGUUGUUCCUUCGCGGCAGCCAUGCAGCGUUUGGGCGGACGCGUUAUCUACAUGGAUCAGACAAGUUCAUCGGUGAAGAAGGGUGAAACUUUGGAGGACAGCAUCUCAGUCAUGGCAGGUUACUCCGAUGUGAUUGUGUUGCGUCAUCCAGAACCGGGUGCAGUUGCGCGCGCCGCUAACCACUCACGUAAACCCAUUCUCAAUGCCGGCGAUGGCGUGGGCGAGCAUCCAACCCAAGCUCUGCUCGACAUCUUUACCAUUCGUGAGGAAAUCGGUACCGUUAAUGGUCUUACAAUCACAAUGGUUGGCGAUCUAAAACAUGGCCGCACUGUCCACUCUUUGGCGCGCCUCCUCACACUGUACAAUAUCACUUUACAGUAUGUGAGCCCACCAAAUCUAGGCAUGCCUGAGGAAAUUGUACGCUACUUAGCUACAAAAGGUGUCCUACAGAAGACUUUUAAUUCUAUGGAAGAAGCUUUGCCCACUACAGAUGUACUUUACAUGACACGCAUACAGAAGGAACGUUUCGCCACAGAGGAGGAAUACAAGAAGGCAUGUGGUCACUUUGUUGUCACUCCUAAGCUAAUGACGCUGGCGAGCCGUCGCACAAUUGUUAUGCAUCCAUUGCCACGUGUCUUCGAGAUCAGCAAGGAGUUCGACUCAGACCCGCGUGCCGCCUACUUCCGUCAAGCGGAGUAUGGUAUGUAUGUGCGCAUGGCAUUGCUAGCGAUGGUCGUGGGUUCGAGAAACUGAGAAACAGCAGCCAUAUUUUCCUUCCACAAUCCACAAUGCGAAAUAAAAGACAUUUUUGGUAUAGUUAUGUGUGUGAUUUUACAUAUAUUUUUUAUAAUUUGUGUAAUCUUUUAUAAACUAAGAAGUAUAUUUUGUAAUAAAACAUUUUGUUGAAAUAUUAAACAAAAAAAAAUA
This is a messenger RNA of Zeugodacus cucurbitae (melon fly), 7028 nucleotides long. It is a transcript of the gene rudimentary, whose product is annotated as CAD protein. NCBI's taxonomy places the organism in Eukaryota, Metazoa, Arthropoda, Insecta, Diptera, Tephritidae. The transcript is spliced from 8 exons. Gene Ontology annotation, cellular component: cytoplasm; carbamoyl-phosphate synthase complex. Gene Ontology annotation, molecular function: amino acid binding; ATP binding; metal ion binding. The record is from RefSeq and is a predicted model, not a curated record. Gene Ontology annotation, biological process: 'de novo' pyrimidine nucleobase biosynthetic process; L-glutamine metabolic process; L-arginine biosynthetic process. The coding region runs from base 183 to 6854 and encodes 2223 amino acids.